AUGCCCUGCGUCCGCACGGUCCUCGGCCUCCUGGCGGCCUGUGGCGCCAUCGCCUUCCUUGGCUACUGCAUCUACUUCGACCGGAGUCGGCGUGGCGACCCCGCGUUCAAGCGCCGCCUGCGGGAGAAAAGAAGAGCCCAGCAGCGAAAGGCUGAGGGACGGGGCGCCCAGUUGUGGGAUCCAGCAAAAAAUGAAAAAUUACAAGAAUUUUUUCUGCAAGAGGUACGAAUGGGAGAACUUUGCUUAUCCAGAGGAGAGGAUCGAAUGGGGGUUGAACAUCUCAGCAAUGCCCUUUUGGUGUGUGGGCAACCACAGGAACUUCUGAAAGUUUUCAAACACACACUUCCUCCCAAGGUAUUUGAGAUGCUAUUGCACAAAAUUCCCCUUAUUUGCCAGCAAUUUGAGGCAGACAUGAAUGAACAGGAAUACUUGGAGGAUGAUCGUGAUUGA
Budorcas taxicolor (takin) is the source of this 450-nucleotide messenger RNA. It is a transcript of the gene TOMM20L, whose product is annotated as translocase of outer mitochondrial membrane 20 like. The transcript has 5 exons. Gene Ontology annotation, cellular component: mitochondrial outer membrane; mitochondrial outer membrane translocase complex. The coding region runs from base 1 to 450 and encodes 149 amino acids. Lineage: Eukaryota; Metazoa; Chordata; Mammalia; Artiodactyla; Bovidae. The record is from RefSeq and is a predicted model, not a curated record. Gene Ontology annotation, biological process: protein targeting; tRNA import into mitochondrion; protein import into mitochondrial matrix. Gene Ontology annotation, molecular function: transmembrane protein transporter activity.